GGCGUGUUUUUAAAGUAAGUACCGUUUUAAUAUAACGCCGCUGGAGCGCUGCAGUCGGCACUUAGCGCAUGCGCACUGUGUACCUACAUCUGUUGGGAAGCCACAAACGCCAUUACGGAGCCAGUCGACUGUGUUUACUGUUGUUUGUGUGUUAUUGAAAUGCCGCCGCUCAUUGAGAAUCCCGCCGACAGCGAAGUGCGUGCCGUUAUUCGUUUUCUCAGUGCUAAAGGCUCGAAAGCGGCUGAAAUUCAUUGCCAAAUCAGUGAAGUUUAUGGUGAAAGCGUUAUGAGUGAAGGAAUGAUACGAAAAUGGGUUAGGGCCUUUAGUAAUGGCCGCACAAACAUUCACGAUGAGGAACGAAGUGGGCGACCUUCAGUCAUUAUCGACGAUUUGAUUGAAAAAGUGGACUGUAGAGUGAAAGAGAACAGACGAUUCACGAUUUCAUCUUUAUCUAAAGAGUUUCCUGCAGUUUCAAGAAGUGUUCUCUAUGAAAUUGUGACCGGACGAUUAAAUUAUCGGAAGUUGUGUUCCCGUUGGGUGCCGAAAAUGUUGACGGAGGAGCACAAAACCAAACGUUUGGCCAGUGCAUUGACUUUUCUUGAGCGCUACAGUGACGAAGGAGAUGAUUUUUUAAGUCGUAUUGUUACAGGCGAUGAAACGUGGGUAGCCUACGUUACACCGGAAUCAAAGCAACAAUCCAUGGAAUGGCGACAUUCAUCAUCUCCAAGGAAAGUCAAGUUCAAGCAAACA
This is a messenger RNA of Centruroides sculpturatus (bark scorpion), 750 nucleotides long. RefSeq names its product histone-lysine N-methyltransferase SETMAR-like. The transcript has a single exon. NCBI's taxonomy places the organism in Eukaryota, Metazoa, Arthropoda, Arachnida, Scorpiones, Buthidae. The record is from RefSeq and is a predicted model, not a curated record. Gene Ontology annotation, molecular function: nucleic acid binding. The annotation marks the transcript as partial.